Messenger RNA from Daktulosphaira vitifoliae (grape phylloxera), 1402 nucleotides. RefSeq names its product PI-PLC X domain-containing protein 2. Bases 326 to 1249 code for a protein of 307 amino acids. Lineage: Eukaryota; Metazoa; Arthropoda; Insecta; Hemiptera; Phylloxeridae. The transcript is spliced from 5 exons. The record is from RefSeq and is a predicted model, not a curated record. Gene Ontology annotation, molecular function: phosphoric diester hydrolase activity. Gene Ontology annotation, biological process: lipid metabolic process.
GACUCUUUUUUACUCUACGGGCACAAUCAUUUUAUGCACUUUUCAAAUAACUACCAUUUAUAAUCUGCGUUUUGUGAUAAUGAUUGCAUUACGUAGUGUCUGUUAAAACCAUCUGUUGUAUAUGGGUAUUAUUUGAACAAUUGCUCGAUCAUCAUUGUAUUUGUAAUCAAGGUAUCCUAUGUCUUCAAUAUUAUUCAAUAGUUCUUCUGGUCCAAUUAUUUUACAAUUUUUAAUAAUCAUUCUUUUGGUUACCUUAAUUAAUUUUAAGAUAUUUUGUAGAAUAAAAUCUCUGAUUGAUGAUUUGUAAGCAGAUUUCUACAAUUUAAUGAAGUUAAAUCUAGAGUUUUGGAUGUCUAAACUGCCUAAACCUUUAACAGUUAUUCCUAUCACGCAUUUAGCAAUACCAGGAUCUCAUGAUUCAUUUUCAUAUACAAUUACACCUAACAGUAAAGUUGGACCUGAUGCUACUAUGUUAGUAAAAUUUUUAAACUUUUUACUUGGUCGGCGUUUGAGAAAUUUUGUUUAUAAAUGGUCUAUUACACAGACAAGUGAUAUACAAAAUCAGUUACUUUUAGGAAUAAGGUAUUUUGAUUUACGGAUGGCAACUAAACCAAACGAUAUUAACUUUUACACAGUACAUGCUCUCUAUGGUGAUCCAAUUAUAAUUGAGUUAAUAAAUAUUAAAAAUUUCUUAGAUUCUCAUACCAAUGAAAUAAUUAUAUUAGAUUUUCAACAUUUUUAUAAUUUUUUGGAAGCCGAUCAUGUUCGAUUAACAAUUAUUUUGAAAUCAAUAUUUCAAAAUAAAGUUUGUCCAAUGCCUAAUGUAGUUGAAAAACUAACUUUGGAAGUAAUGAGAAAAAAUAAAUGGCAGGUUAUAAUAAUUUAUAGACAUGAAGUCUACGAUAAUCAAUUAUGGCCAUCUUCAUUUUGGCCUACACCUUGGCCACAAACUACAUCCUUCAAAAAGUUAAUAAAAUUUUUGGAUUAUGGUCUCAAAACAAGAAAAUCAAAUACUGGAUAUGUUACUCAAUGUUUAUUUACACCUGAUAAAAAAUUUAUACUUCAACAUUUCAAUUUAAGUUUGCAAAAUAGCUGUGCUAAACCUUUAAAUGCUUUUAUAUCAAGUUGGAUAGAAUUGCAAAAAGUGGGCUGUAGGGAUGGGGUUAAUGUAAUUAUUGCUGAUUUUAUAAAUAUGAUUGGAUUUAACUUUUGUAAAAUUAUAGUAAAUUUAAAUUAUAAACUAAUAUAAUUAAUUAAAAAUUCUUGUGAUAUAAUAAGAUUAAUAAUAAUUAAUGUUACCAUUGUUCCUAAUAAAAUAUUCAUAUAUUUUUAGCCAUUUGAUUUUAGAGGUAAAGUUAAUUAUAUUUAUUUAUUAAAAUAAACUAUGUUUGAAUUAAUGGUC